CAAAAUAAUAUUUUAUUAGAUGACAUCUAGGAAUACAUCUAUGGUAGAAUUUGAAUGCUCCCUCAUUAUAGAGACACCGAAUGUUCAACAUCAAAAUUUUAAUUUUUCAUCCUAACUUAUAUUUUGCCCUGGUGAUUGCUAUUUUCCUUUGACAAUGGCUUUUAAUAUCAUCAUUCUUGAUGCCCAUGCUGACAUCGGGUUAAAGCUCCUCAAUUCAAUCGUAUAAUUUGUUCUAGACGCAUCUGGAAGGGAGUUUACUCUUCUAUACAGAAAUGGCUUGUUUGUAUUUAUAUGGAGCAAAACUCGAUAAAAAAGUGAGAAAAGUUAACUUUACCUCGAGCUUUACCUAUGCUGCGCCUUUACGGAGUCGUACUUUUGUCAUAUUGUUGUUGUUCGAAAUGCUGUUACUAUUCCUAGUCAUACUACACAGGACUUUACCGAGAGAUCAUUUAAUCAUUGAUCGUGUUUCUUGGAAGUUCGGAAAAUCGAUCGUUGCAGUUACCCUAUGGAAGGUACUGAACGGUAUGGUAUUUGCAUGUCGCAAUUUGGAUCGGAUAUGUGGUUUUCAGACUCGUAGAGCUCGAUAACGCGUUAAAUGGUUUACAUAUCUUUCACGGCGAUGCCUGCACUAAAAGUGUUUGAUAAAAAUAAGAAUAGAAAAUCGGCCAGAGAAGUAUACAAGAAAACCCUGACCACUUUAAACCUUUUUUAUAUUUUUUUUCAUAGGACUGCAUGUAAAAACGUGGGUACGAUGUUGGCCAGGACAACUACUCCCAAGUAACAAUCUUAAUUCUAUUUGGUUUUAUUUGUUUUUAUGAUAGUUUUAUCGGAACAUUGCAUAUUCUAGUUGAUCUUAUCGGAGUCUCAGCUGAGCACAACUAUUCUUCGUCAAUAUGUGGUUUUAAAAACACCUCCAAGAAUACUUGAGGUUCAGUUCAUAAAACCAUAAACACAACAAGAACUGUUGAACUUAUUUUCAGUUUUAUAAGGUUCUUGUAGUUAUCUUCAAUCAUCCGUUCUUGAUCAAGAGUAACUGUUCUCGCAUAAGAACAGUUUGGUACAUGAAAAAUACAAGAAAAAACUCAAGCAUCAGAUUUUGAUUCUCAUCGUUCCAUUAUUGCUGCCAAUCAAGAACACCUACUCGGAAACCCAACCGCAACGCGGUGCAGUGCCAAGUUCCUCCGGUUGCAGCAUUCGAAAUGAGGUGGGUAUGGUCAUCUAGGACAUCGUUUCCCGUGCAAUCGGGGUUCCAAUCAUCGAUCUUCAAAAUCAACAACUACUUACCUGUUGGAAGUGCUGACCGGAGGAAUGAGGCACUGCACCGCAUCAAGGCCGGUUAUUCAUCGGACGAGAUUCACAAAAUCCACCGCGGUGCGAUAAUUUAUUGUUUGUUUACAAUUUGGUGUACAUGUUUUAUGACGUUCUUGGCGGAGUUUGCAUAAACCUAUAUCAAGAACGUUAUAAACCUGAGUACUCUUGAGUAAUACUUCUUACCCUUGCAUAAGAUGAAAUAAAUUUAAGGCGUUCUGGAUGGAGGCCAACCAGGCUGCAUUGAGAACGUUAUAAAUCCUAGUAUUCUUGAAUUAUGCUUUUAGCUCUGGCAUGAGUUGAAAGAAAUUUAAGACGAUCUUAUGGUGAUGUUGAUUAAAACCAUCGAUGAUGGACCGACCACCGGCCUAGAUUUCAAUGGAAGCCAUGUUGAGAAAACUCAUGAGCAAUGUUCGCAUGACCAGGAAUAAUAUUUUUAAAUAUUUUAUUAGUGCGUUAUAAUGGAAGCGCGUUGCAAUUUUUGGAAGUAUCUUGCAACAUUUAUACGAUGAAUUUCGCUUGGCAUUUGGCAUCCUUGUUACACCACGGAAAUAUUUCCAAUUUGUGUAAUAAAUUAAUCCCGAUUACAAUAAUGUGUCAUUUUCAUUGUGUUUUUAAUUUCAAUUUAAUUCACCAAACUUUUCUGUCGACAUAAAAGCUGCAUCAGCAACAACACUGACAAAUUUAUUAUCGUUUUAUCGUGCACUUGAAGAAUUCUACAAGGAGAGAGCAAUUCGCCUUGAGGACAACUUGGGAAGUACAACAAGUUUUAAGAAAAAAUUAAAAACAACUCUUCAAGAGCAUCUUAGGAUGGGCCUCUUUGGUCUUAUGGCGGGUUUGUGGUUGAGUUGAUGCCGUGUUGCAGAACAAUUUGGUUUAUGCAUGGUUUUAAAGAACAGGUGUUGAAGAAUACUUCAAAAGCAUUAUAAAAUUAAUUUUGUUACUUGGGCUUUCAAUUUAAUAAUCCAUUUUGGGUUGGAGUUAAAAAGGUGAAUAUGUUUUUGUUGGAAAGUGUUUUCUUGUCGUUUCUGAACGUAUCUUUGUAAAGAAACGUAUAUAAUUUGAAAAUCGCUCGUAGACUUUAUGGCCUUGAAGAAUUUUGGCUUUUAUUGUCAAAACUUUUCGUCAGAUCGAACACAGAAAUUCUAUGUUGAGGUCAAGGUAUACACGAUUGAGGUAUACACGAUUACAAAAAACGGCAAAAGUCAAGAAAGUGAAUCUGUGAAUUAGUUCAUUCACGUUUUCUUUUCAUUUUACAAUGUGCUUCAGUUCAUGUCAAAUCGUUUUUCAAGUAUUUGGCUUUGGUAAGUUAAAGUUGGGGUGUGGGACCAAUUAGGUCCUAUGUUGGUCACUUCAUGCUAUAUAGGCAGCACCUAUUUAUUACAUUUAUUCAGUGACGAUUCCCAUACCUCAAAUAUACAUGUUCAACAAACGUAAAUUAUUAUUGAAUUUUUUCAUCGUAUUUGGUUGAAAAUGGCGAGAAUUGUCGUUUCCGUCCAUUUUCAAUUUGAUUCUGAUCCUGAAUUCUAUAUAAAUAAAAAUGGAAUGGUGUUUGUAUGUCACGAAUAGGCUCGGGAACGGGUCAACAGAUCGACAUGAUUCUUUCACAGUUGCAUUCCGCCAGGGCUCCGACGUGUUCGUAAAAAAAAUAUUUAGGAAAAGUGACCGGGAAGGCAAGAAAAGCGGGAAAAUCAGAAAUUUCAUUUUUUGGAGCAUUUCUUCAUGGAACCGGAUGUCAAAAAACAGAGUAGGCAGGCAGUACGACGUUUGCCGGGACUGCUAGUUCAAAAUAUAUAAAAAAAAAACAGUAUGCAAGACAAAGUUUGCCGGGGACAGCUAGUUUAUUAUAAAUUCGAUAGAGAGAGCUCUAAAAAUACCUGUGAAAAUGCGAACAGAAUAGUAAGAGGAGGUUCAGAUUCUGAUAAAGUUGGUUUAGCACGCCAGAAAAUGUUAAAGACUAAUUUGAGUAGUUGAAAAAAAAAAUCGAUUAUUAUUUAACCGAUUAUUUAAGAAUAAAUGGGCAUCCCCACCAUGCAAUGACAUUUUGACAGAAUAAACGUCGUUCGGAUGGCGCAUGCAUUUAGUGUGAUAGUAGUACCUCUUCUGCCGCUUGGUGGCGACACAUUCACUAAAAAGGAGUCGCCAAAAAUUCGUAAGAGUGACCUAUAUUGUUAAUAUAGUAUACUAGCGGUACCCGGCAAACUUUGUCUUGCCUACUGCGUUUUUGACGUUUCAAGUUUCUAGCCAAUACCAAGUCCCCGGUCAAAAUGUAUGGAAGAUCGAUUUUCAAAAACUCUCAAUUUUUCCAUGUUUUUUGCCUCAUAAACCUUCCUUGGGUGAAAACUAACAGAACAAAACAAAGAUGAUCAAAAUUGGACCUUCCGUUCGCAAGUUAUGCGCGGUCCCACGUAUGCCACUGCAUUUUUAUUAAUAUAGUAUAUUUGGAGUAAGUCAACCAAGUGCUGGUACGUGCCGUUGCUUGUUUGCCUUGGAUCGAGUGUAGCUCACUCUUUCACGCGCAUCGGUCUCACGUGCUUUCCCAUGUUCUCACUGAAUCUGCACCACGGUGGCACUGGGGUGAUUUUCUACACAUAGAGGCUUGCAGCAAAAACCUAACCUAAUUCUCAUACGAUUUGUAAACAUUGCCCUCAAUUUUUUUGAGGACAAGGACGGCUUUAUGGACCGACGCCGAAGAAAAGAAAGAGACAAUGCUGACGUCACUGUGCAAGCGCUCAUUCGCUGGAGAAAAUCCUAAAGCUCUCUCACCACACUGUUGUGUGGUUCAGUGCUCACUAAGUGAGUUUAACGAUGUAUCUUUGCUCAGAAUAUUUGCGCGCAACUGAAUCUCAUUGGUGAAUACGAGAGACGGGCUCCUGUUGGGUGAGAGGUGUAUUUUGCUUUUCUCUUUGUUACACUGGGGAUAUGGAUAUUUCUUGCAACUUGCAGAUGAGUUUCAUUAUAAGCUUGAUGAGCGUAAUAGGGGUACCGUUAAACGGGGUAACAUUGAUAGUUUUUCAGCAAAUUCCAUGAUGUUACCUGGGAACUUAUCUACUUUUUUAUUUUUAAAAACCAAAAAAGUUUUUGAAUGAAUCAAGGUGAUUUCAAAAUUCUAGUGAAAGUUUCAUUCUAAAAAAAAUCCGAGGGCUUUCAUCGCAUUCAUUUUAAUAUUUUACAGUAUUACAAAAACUAAAAUUUUGCAAAUCUAGCAGAAGUUUUUUUUUUAAUUUAAUUUCUUCAAAUAAAGUAAAUCGUUCAUAAAUUUCACUAGGUAUUUUUUGGUACUCAUUGCAGGGUUUGUUUCACAAAAAAUAUUUCAGGAAUUCUUCUAGGGAUUUCGUUGAAAAAUUAUCAAGAAAUUCCUUAAGAAAUUCUCAGAAAACUUCUUCAGUAAUUGCUUAAAAAAUCAAUUCAAAAACUCUUCUGCAGAUUCUUCUUAAAUUUUCUCGAAAUACUCGUUUUGAAAUUCCUCUUGGGACGCUUUCAGGAAGUUAUCCAGGAUAUUUCUCCAUAGUUUCCCUAAGAAAUUUCUGCUGAUAUUCUUUCAAAAAUCUUUUAUGGAUAAAUUUGGAAAUUUCUUCAAUGAUUCAACACUUAUAUUAAACAUUUUCUUCUGGAAAAUUUAAUGAAUUUCUUAAGAAGAGGUUCCUGUAGAAAUCCCUCCAGGCAUUCCUUCAUAAAUGCCUCUGGGAAUUCCCUCAGCCAUUUUUCCAGGUUUUUUUUUUAAGAAAAUCUCCUAUUGACUAUUUUAGAAAUUCGACCAAAUUUUUCUUCGGAGAGUUACUAUCGAUUUCUUUAAAAAAAAGAAAUCUUUCAAACCGCUGAGAAAAUCUUCCAUUGAUUGCUUUCGAAAUUGUUCCAUGUUCAUUAGAGAUUGCUACAUAAAUUUCUGUUGGAAUUCCUCAAGAAAAUCCUUCAUGAAUUCUCUCAUAAAUUCCUUCAGAAAUUCAUAAAUUUGGAAUUCUUUUUAAAUUUUCUCCAGCUAUUCCGCCAUUGAUAAUCUGCCACUGAUUUCAUCUAAAAUUGCUCCAAAAGUUUCUUAUGAAACCUUUCAUGCUCCACGGAUUGCUUCAUAAUGCGUUCUAGAGAUUUUAUUUUGUUUCCAGAGAUUCCUGAAGAUACUUUUUCAUGGAUUCCUUCUCUGGUGGCCGGCAGUACAACAAGGAUUUGCUAGACUUUACUGGAUUAUUCCAGCAAAGCAUUUCAGAGUGUGAACGAUCCGUGACUGGGUAACGGGAGAUUUCGGAAGAGCUGUGGAGUAGUUCAGCGAGUGGGAUUAGUAGGAUCUUACAGCUCCAAAAAUACUUCUUUCAGAAAUUCUUUCAGUGGUUCUUUACAAACAUUCACUGGCAUUUCUUCAGAAACUGCUCCAGGAAUUUUUGCAAGUAUUAAUUCCAAUCGGAAAUUCUUGCAGAUAUGUAUCCCGGAUUUUCAUUAGGUAUUUUCCGGAUAUUCUUGCAAGAAUUCCUCCAGAGAUUUUAGCGAGUUCAUCAGGAUUUAUCCAGAAAUCCCAACAAAAAAACAUAUAGAAAUUUCUACUGGUAUACCUCCAUGUCAAUUUUUCGGCUAAUGAUUACUCAAAAAAAAUCGGGAGAUUUGUAAUAUUGGAAAUAUUUUGAUUGAAUUUCAGUAGAAACCUUUGGUAAAGUUAUUGGAAAAUUCUGGUAAAACCAAUUGAAGUAAUCGCCGAAAAUUGGUAAAAUGGAUCAUUUGAGGAUUCCUGAAACCCUCUGAAAAUCAAUUAGGUGCUUUUGAAAACAAAAUUCAGUUGAACAAAGCAUCCAGAAAAGAAAAUAAAAACACUGUAAAAUUUCUUGAUUUAUGUAUCACUUAUGUUAAGAAUUUGUAAUAUCAAUUCUAAUUAUUGUGCUGGUCUUAGUUAGGUUUUUGACACUACAGGUCGGACUCGAUUAUCCGGGGGUUUAUUUAACCGGGGGCCCGAUUAUCCGGGGCUCGAUUAUCCGGCAAAAAUGGCUCGAUUAUCCGGGGAAAAGUUUGUUUAUGCUUUGUUUACAAGAUUUAAGAUUAUAAUAUGUCAAAAAAUGUGAUAAACAUCAAAUACAACACCUGAAAAUUGGAUUCAACCUAUUUGAAAAUUGUUUUUAUUUUUUCACAUUUUUCAGCUAAUAUUUCAUUUUCAAAAAACAUGGUUAUAAUAAUACCUGACGUUAAGAUUAGGCACUACAACGUCAUGUAUGUUAGCUUCUAUGUUUAACGAACAGUUUUUGAUUGAAGAACAUCAAAAAUAAAAGAAAAGAAGCAUGGCUCGAUUAUCCGUGUGAUUCGAUUAUCCGGGGUGAAAUAAUUUUGGAGCCACCCGGAUAAUCGAGUCCGACCUGUAUUUUUUGCACGACUCCAUUGAAAUUCCUAAAAAAAAGCACAAAUGAAAAAACUUCUAGAAGAAAAAAAAACGGGAUGUUUUUUUUUAAACACUAGCGUUUGAAGAAACUUAGAAGAAAAAAAAGAAUAACUGAGUCCUCUCUGUUUCAGUUGUUUUCGAUUUUUUUCAUAAAUUAAUUUUGACAUAACAGUUCUAACUACAUGAAAUUACAAGGACAUUGCAUGCUUUCAGGCGUUUUUUGUGUAUGGAAGAUUUCUGUCUAUAUUUACAAAAUUGAUUCCAUUUCGUAAAAACACCCCAAGUAACAUUUUUAGUUUUUUUUUUAUUGCCUACAAGCUGUUGUUAAAUUCAAAACAAUAAAACUCAUUUUAAAGCUUAGUAAUCCUAACAGCUCUGAUUGUUGAUUCCGCCACGUCCAGAGAUCCGACGAGCCCCAACGUCCCCAUUUCUAAACAAACGUGUUCACACCCAAUCCGCACAGAGAGGAUCGUCGAUAAUGCGGACGGUCGUGCAUCCGAGAUGAGAAGAAUGGACAGAUAAAUUGAACACAAACAAAACAGCCAUUGGUGAAGAUACAGUGCCGAUAUUCAUUGCUAGGAAAAAUGAAAUUAAUCUAAAGCUGAUUCUUAUCGCUACUUCAAAUGCUAGUUCUCUAAACCCUAAUUCUUAAAUAAUCUAAAACUAGGUAAUAUUGAAUUAAUUGAAUAUUGGGGUUUGUGCCUAAUUAGUGUUAUUGAUAAACCUAUAUUAUGCUAUUUACAGUGAAAUCUUAUUACCUAGUGUUCAUUCACUCCAUUCUUACUGAAACAGUAUUUUUUUUUACCUAAACCUACAAGGUGAGAACAUGCGCUUAGUUAGCUUAAACAGAACAUGCAAUUACUUAAACUAUACAAACAUUCACAACAAAUAGGUGCGUGUAGUUACAUUUCCCGAGAGUCUUGGAAUCUAUCUACCCAUCAUCCUCAAGCAAACUGUGGUGAGAUUGUCUUAAUUUAUACGCUAUAUGCUAUUGAACCUUAUACUAUUUCUAUUAAUUAGGCACUAAUUGUCAGUGUAUCUCAGCUCCUAAAUAAUCACGGUGGCAAUAGCGAAUCACCAAAAGAAUUUUGUAACCGUUCCUACCGUGUAAAUUGGAAUAAAGAGUUCACGAAAUCUACAUUCGCUUACCGCCCAACAUCUUACAAAAUUCUUUUGCGGCUCUUGUAUGAUGUCCGGAAAGAGCUCGAAGACUGGAUCUGGCAAGAACAGUUCUGCCGGAACGUUCAACAACCACCGGGAAGGUGGAACGAGCGUAACAGGCGCGGCAGCGGUAAUCCCAACUCGAGUGACCGUACCAACGACCGCAGCAAGUUCUCCAGGAAACAUCUCUAUUGUCGCUGCAAGUGCAGCAGCGGUCGCGACGAGCGAAGCAAUGGGCAUAACGAACCUUGGAGUCGGUGCAUUGCGCACUGCAGCGGUAGCGGUCAACAGUUCAACGGAUCUGGUAAAGGCAGGAAGCCCCCUUCCUACCACGCAGGUAAAUGCUGACGUAGCCAAUAAACUUAGUUCUAAAGGAGCGAUUCCGAAGCAAACGGCUUUGAUUGCCGAGCAGGGAAAAAGGGCAUCUCUGUCAAAUCUACGCGGAAAGGUCGUUGUCAGGCGUAAUCCGUUCCGUCGCGCGCGUCCGAAUCGGUACAGAAGUUGUGAGUUGUGUGCAGAUAGUGACAAUAGCAGAAUGGUGCAGUGUGAUGGUUGCGAGAGAUGGUUCCACUUUACAUGCGUGGAAGUCACCGAAGGGAUAGCCGAAAUCAGUUGGGUUUGUCCAGUGUGCCCGGCCGCACAGUACGAGACGGAACAGUUAAUCCCUCCUAAAGACGUCCGAGCAGUGUUGCAGGCAGAUAAUCCACCCCCAAUGGACAACGGCGAAACAAAAUCAUGCGGAAAGAAGAGCAGCAAACGAAGCGAAAAACGGAAGCUAAAUUUGCGGUUGCAGAAACUUGAGGAACAGAAGAAGUUGGAGCAGAAGUUCUUGGAGGAGAAGUUCAAAAUCCUGGAGGAAUGCGAAGGUGACAGCGAGACAGAUUUCGACGACGAGGACCUCGAGAAAAUGUCCAACAUUUCGCAAUGGAUCAGAGACACAGAAGGCGGGGAAGCAGUCCAAGAUUCCGGUGUCGUCGAGGAGGACCUGCAGGAAGAGGAUAGACAUCCGUCUGUACCUACUGAACAGUCAGUACUAGUCGAACAACGACAGCCAGGCCAGCCACAUUUUUCGCAAGGUGGACAGCGAAACACAUUUCACAUUCCGGAUUUCGCUCCCGAGCAGCGCUCUACGCCACAGACGCAGCCGGCGAUUCGUGCAACCAACCCAGCAUCGCAAUGUUUCCCGAUUCCUUCAGCGAGACCGCAAUCUAUCACGCGUCCACGGCUGACCGGACCGGCACUACAAGCAGAACCGAUCCCUGCGGAAGAGACCGUUUGUAUUCUCAAUCGGAGUCAGCUGGCCGCCAGACAAGCGGUCUCAAAAGACCUUCCGGAGUUCGAAGGUAACCCUGAGGACUGGCCUCUGUUCUUUUGCAUGUACACUUCAUCAACGAAGAUGUGCGGCUUCUCCAACGAGGAAAAUAUGCUGCGUUUACGCAAGUGUUUGAAGGGUAAGGCACUAGAUGCCGUGAAGAGUCGCCUGCUUCAUCCUUCUAAUGUUUCUGGCGUUCUCUCGACGCUUAAGAUGCUUUACGGCAGGCCAGAAGCGAUCGUCCAAGCUGGUAUUAGAAAAAUUCGUUCACUUCCAGCCCCGGAAAUAGAUCGACUAGAGAGUCUGGUCAAUUUUGCGCUCACUGUCGAAAACCUUGUGGCAACAAUAGAAGCAUGCGGUGUACAAGACUUUGUGUAUAACGCUUCGCUCAAAUUCGAACUGGUUGAAAGAUUACCACCGACGCUUAGAUUGGACUGGGCGAAGUAUACCCGAGGGAAUUCGGCCCCAAAUCUCUUGGACUUCAGUUCUUGGCUGUACUCUAUGGCGGAAGAUGCGAGUGCGGUUAUGCAGACAUGCUCCACUGCUCCGCGAAGUCGCAGUAAUAAGGGAGACGCGUUUGUCAACGUACACUCCGAGUCUACCAAAAAUUCGCGAGACCGAACGCGAGAACCAUUCAAAGAAUGCUUCGUUUGCAAAGGUUCUUGUCCAGUAAUCACAAAGUGCAAACGGUUCGGUGAACUGAGCUACGAGUCGAAGUGGUCAGUAAUACGAGAAGCGAAGCUGUGCCGUAAAUGCCUACGUAAACAUAACGGUACAUGUCGGCAACAAAACAAAUGCGGAAUCAACGGGUGCACUUAUUUGCACCACCCUUUGCUACAUAAUGAGAAAACUGGAAGCGAGCAUGGAGCAGUAGCGGCAACGAAUUCCAGUUGCAACAUCCAUCAAACUCAGACCAGCGAUGUAUUGUUUCGGAUUAUUCCAAUAGUACUACACGGUCCUGCGAAGACGGUGCGGACGUACGCCUUCAUCGAUGACGGAUCCGAACUCACGCUCAUGGAAAAAUCACUUGCGCUGGAGCUUGGACUGCAAGGAUCUCAGAUGGCCCUCUGCUUGAAAUGGACAGGGGAUACCAGCAGAAUGGAGAAUGAUUCUCAAAAGGUUGAGGUGGCUAUUUCUUCCGCCAGGAAUACAUCCCAAAGGCAUAAACUCGAGGAUGUUCGUACUGUUCAGCAGCUGAAGCUAAGACCACAGACCUUGAUAGCCUCUGAAAUGCAAAGGCGCUACAGUCAUCUUGUCGGCAUACCUUUCGAUUCCUAUAUUGAUGUGUGUCCGCGUAUCCUGAUCGGUCUAGACAACGCACAACUAGGACAUGCAUUAAAAAAGUCGAGAAGGCAAGUCAUCUGAACCCAUAGCCGUCAAAACACGUUUAGGGUGGAUCGUGUAUGGAAGUUGUUCAUCAGUUAACCACUCUGAAAGUUACGUCAACUACCAUGCGGUACAAGUGUGUGAGUGUAAUGACGCUUCCGAUGAAAAUCUCCACACAGCAAUGA
Messenger RNA from Aedes albopictus (Asian tiger mosquito), 10648 nucleotides. RefSeq lists its product as uncharacterized. The transcript has 2 exons. Bases 7851 to 10502 code for a protein of 883 amino acids. The record is from RefSeq and is a predicted model, not a curated record. Lineage: Eukaryota; Metazoa; Arthropoda; Insecta; Diptera; Culicidae.